Molecule: messenger RNA, 2144 nt
Organism: Nomascus leucogenys (northern white-cheeked gibbon)
Lineage: Eukaryota; Metazoa; Chordata; Mammalia; Primates; Hylobatidae
Gene: NOP58
Product: NOP58 ribonucleoprotein
Exons: 16
Coding region: 514-1917 (467 amino acids)
Cellular component (GO): small-subunit processome; box C/D methylation guide snoRNP complex
Molecular function (GO): snoRNA binding
Source: RefSeq, a predicted model, not a curated record
AGAGAAGGAGAAGCGCGUUUGUGCGUCCCAGUCCCAGUACAGCGUGGAGAGUUUGGGCAGCGUGUUCUGAUUCUCUCCGGGACGGCGAGCACAUUUGUGCUUUGCCCGCCGCGCCCUAGGGGGCCUUUUGGGGCAGCGUAGUCGGUGUUUUUGAACUGACUCCACAGCUCGUGGCGGGCCGUGCGGCGCCCUGACCCGGCCUCACCAUGUUGGUGCUGUUUGAAACGUCUGUGGGCUACGCCAUCUUUAAGGUUCUAAAUGAGAAGAAACUUCAAGAGGUUGAUAGUUUAUGGAAAGAAUUUGAAACUCCAGAGAAAGCAAACAAAAUAGUAAAGCUAAAACAUUUUGAGAAAUUUCAGGAUACAGCAGAAGCAUUAGCAGGGCUGGUUUUCCCCAUGUGUGAGGAGAGGUGAGAAGUGGUUAAGUUGAUCUCCCUGUGGAAACCAGCAACAUAAUGCUGAAGCACAGUUCAGUAAAAGGUGUUCUACAAGGGACCAAGCAUUCACAGCUCUGAUGGAGGGCAAAAUCAAUAAGCAGCUGAAAAAAGUUCUGAAGAAAAUAGUAAAAGAAGCCCAUGAACCGCUGGCAGUAGCUGAUGCUAAACUAGGAGGGGUCAUAAAGGAAAAGCUGAAUCUCAGUUGUAUCCAUAGUCCUGUUGUUAAUGAACUUAUGAGAGGAAUUCGUUCACAAAUGGAUGGAUUAAUCCCUGGGGUAGAACCACGUGAAAUGGCAGCUAUGUGUCUUGGAUUGGCUCACAGCCUGUCUCGAUAUAGAUUGAAAUUUAGCGCUGAUAAAGUAGACACAAUGAUUGUUCAGGCAAUUUCCUUGUUAGAUGACUUGGAUAAAGAACUAAACAACUACAUUAUGCGAUGUAGAGAAUGGUAUGGCUGGCAUUUCCCUGAAUUAGGAAAAAUUAUUUCAGAUAAUUUGACAUACUGCAAGUGUUUACAGAAAGUUGGCGAUAGGAAGAACUAUGCCUCUGCCAAACUCUCUGAGUUGCUGCCAGAAGAAGUUGAAGCAGAAGUGAAAGCAGCUGCAGAGAUAUCAAUGGGAACAGAGGUUUCAGAAGAAGAUAUUUGUAAUAUUCUGCAUCUUUGCACCCAGGUGAUUGAAAUCUCUGAAUAUCGAACCCAGCUCUAUGAAUAUCUACAAAAUCGAAUGAUGGCCAUUGCACCCAAUGUUACAGUCAUGGUUGGGGAAUUAGUUGGAGCACGGCUUAUUGCUCAUGCAGGUUCUCUUUUAAAUUUGGCCAAGCAUGCAGCUUCUACCGUUCAGAUUCUUGGAGCAGAAAAGGCACUUUUCAGAGCCCUCAAAUCUAGACGGGAUACCCCUAAGUAUGGUCUCAUUUAUCAUGCUUCACUUGUAGGCCAGACGAGUCCCAAACACAAAGGAAAGAUUUCUCGAAUGCUGGCAGCCAAAACUGUUUUGGCUAUCCGUUAUGAUGCUUUUGGUGAGGAUUCAAGUUCUGCAAUGGGAGUUGAGAACAGAGCCAAAUUAGAGGCCAGGUUGAGAACUUUGGAAGACAGAGGGAUAAGAAAAAUAAGUGGAACAGGAAAGGCGUUAGCAAAAACAGAAAAAUAUGAACACAAAAGUGAAGUGAAGACUUACGAUCCUUCUGGUGACUCCACACUUCCAACCUGUUCUAAAAAACGCAAAAUAGAACAGGUAGAUAAAGAUGAUGAAAUUACUGAAAAAAAAGCCAAAAAAGCCAAGAUUAAAGUUAAAGUUGAAGAAGAGGAAGAAGAAGAAAAAGUGACAGAAGAAGAAGAAACAUCUGUGAAGAAGAAGAAGAAAAAGGGUAAAAAGAAACACAUUAAGGAAGAACCACUUUCUGAGGAAGAACCAUGUACCAGCACAGCAAUUGCUAGUCCAGAGAAAAAGAAGAAAAAGAAAAAAAAGAGAGAUAACGAGGAUUAACAGAAAGGAAUUACGAUUAUAUCACCCGGACACAUCAUGCUUAAGAUUCAACUGGGAGCAUACCAGGGAUGGUGUCUAUAACGUAAUCAAGGGAAGGUUCAGUAAAACAAAGUGAUUUAUCAUCUAUAACUUCAAACCUAUUUGUGUCUUGACAUCAACUCUGCUAACCUUAUGUCAUCAUUUCUUAGAGUCUUUGAUAUACAAAUAAAAUUUUCUUUGUAUUUUAA